Messenger RNA from Colletotrichum fioriniae, 3549 nucleotides. Lineage: Eukaryota; Fungi; Ascomycota; Sordariomycetes; Glomerellales; Glomerellaceae. The record is from RefSeq and is a predicted model, not a curated record.
AUGACCGCUCAUUUUGUCGAAUUUGAUUUCAUCACAGCCCAGGCUUUUCAAAUGUCCCCAGGCGACGAACGGCGCCAACCAGAAUUCCUUCUAUUCCGCUUUUUGCAGCCCUUAACGUCAUUCGCGAAGAGAGAACAUAGCCGGGCUCAGAACGGUCAAAUACCUGACGAAGAGCUGCUCAGCACCGACAUGCUGAACACUUUUCAAGCGGGAAUUGGCGGUAUCAAAGGGUUGAUCAAGCUAGCUCAGAUGCACCUGAGCAAUGCGCCAAGAUAUCAACAUUUGAUGGACGUUCUCGCACCGAUAUGCAGCGUCGCUGCACAUAUCCUUCAAAAGGUUGUUCAGGGUAUCCACCGAGAAGCCUCUCCCCAGAGCCUAGAGAUGGCGAAAGUCAGAGUGGCAGACGGCCAUCUGCUAUACAACCUAGCUUCCAACGCGUUUUCCGCAACAAUAGAGAACAAGGUAACUCAGCUCUCAAACGACACGACAACAAAUCUCAUCCAUUCGCUUUCGGAAGUCUUCAAAAUCUGCCUAAAUGGGGAACACAGACUGGCCACAGAGCGUCUGAGAGCGUACCAACAAAAACAUCCUGAGUUGCCCCCCAAAUUCAUUCCAGAGGCCAUUUCGCUGGAAUGGCGACUUGGAAUAUACGGAAAGCUCAUCACAUCGAGUCAGAUGCAGUUGCGUGUCUUGGCAGCAUCGAACAUGUGCCAUGAUCUGGUUACUUGCUGGAAGAGGUACAGCGAUAAUGAAGAUGAGGAGUGCAAGCAGUUUUUGAACUACGUGGCCGAGUACCUUCUUCGAACCAAGCUAGUCGACUACAUCUUGGGACCGACAUGUCAUCCCGAAAUCACAGUCGAGAGCGGUAAUAUCGUCGGGUUCUUGGUCGUUACUCGCCUAUAUCGUAGCGGGCAAACCGAUCUGCUAUGGCAGACCAUCACCACUGCUCAAGAUCCACGAGUUUCAGAGGCGUUGAUUCGCAUGACUACAGGAAUCACAAACUUAUUCUCCAAGGAGGAGCUGCAUUACUUAUGCGAGAAGAUGCAAACAUUGCCCAUUGAGAAUUUCACCGCAUCCUUACGGGGACUUUGCGACCAAAGCCUGAAGUCUCUCCAGCACAAAACCCAAAUUGCGGGUGAGUCGCAGAGCGUGCUGCCGUUGAGCAUCUGCAUCCGGCUUCUGCGAGAAUCCUCGAUAUAUGUUUCGGACUCGGUCGUUGCUUACCCAGACGUUCAUCACUUUGCAAUGACCAAGUUCAGAGAAUUAGUGAGAGACGGCAUUGAACCCGAAGUGAGGAAGGAGAUCUACCUCGACUGCAUCAAAGAUAUCGCUGCAAAGACACCGACGACAUUGGGCACUCUAUCAUGUCUCUCAAUGGCGUUACGGCCUGCUGUGGCGUCCGAGCUACGAACCUUGACAACAGACCAUAACUUGACGUCAUUGCUUAUUGACGAACUUGAGCAUGCGAUUGAGCAAGGGAAGCAAACUGGCAUCAGAAGGACCCUCGGCGGAGCGGUUAACCAUUCUCGAAGGGAUCUCAUUGCCAAUAUCCUGGCUUACGAGCCGUCAACAGUCACAUCAGACCUUGGUCCACGCCUUUGGGAUAUGCUUGUGGGCCAUGGCGCAGCGAGUCAAGACGAUCGGGACGACGGUUGGAAAAUCAUGAACUCCCUCCCCAAAACGGCAUUUGGCAACUCGUUCCUAUCAGUCUGCUUCAGCGACUACCUACCGAAUCUUCCCCGCGAUUGUCUCUGCGGAGGAGCAUUGGAAUUCGUCAGAAACGCCGUUCUUCCCCGUGUCAAUGAUAUCAAUGAUAUCAUACUGGACGACGUCGAGAGUCUUGCGCAGAGCGGAGUCGAACAGCUUUGGCGCAUGAUUCUUGACGCUGAAGAUGGAGUAGUGGUUGCCAAGGAUCUGCCAUUCGUGGAUGCUGCGAUUCAGACGCUCGUAGGUGACAUUUAUGUCGAUAGUCUCGUAAAUCGAUGCCUCGAGCAGAUGCUAGACGCUGCGAAGCGGUUGGAGGCUUUCGACGGUAGCAAACCUAGCGACGAUGAGUCUAUGGCUAUCAUCUCAACCGAGGAGCAGACUCUGGAACAAGAGCGAACUUUCAGUCGAUCUCUUGCGGUUCUGCGGCACUUCAUGAAAGCUCACCAAGCCAAGGACCACUUCUCUGCCCCCGACCUGCGCGCCUUAACACCUGGCUCACCGAGCAUAGCUGAAGGAGAGUCAGCUGAGCUCAAAGUCCAGUCGUUUGAUGGGACCAAGCAGACAGACAUCAUUCCUCUCGAGGUCGGACGACAGAACACAGCCGCCUCCCUUUUAGCAAGUAUCAGGCAAGCAACUGGCUUCGAUAACUACCGUAUUUACUACCGCGGCCACCCGUUUGCACCCAACGAAAACAACGUUUGUCAGUCUCUUGAAGACUUGAAGAUCCACGAUGGUCUCAUCCUGGUCAAACGGGAGGAGAAUGGUACAGCCAUGGCGUCUAGAAUCAAGCCAGGUGCCUCCCUCUUGGAAAUAGAAAUCCUGGGCCACUUCGAGCAGCUUUGGGACUAUCUAAGUAUGAAAGAGGCCAUUGCCACAGAGAUGCACACGUUUCUCAUCGGAUUGCCUGCCGAUACACACAUGUUGGCUACCUUCGAUUCGCCAGAUACCUCAUAUCGACAAGUUUUCCCAUCGGGCCAGCCAUUCAAGUCGCUGUAUGCCCUGUAUGCUAUGACUGAGUACAUAGGCGCUGCCGGCCGUCGACUGAACGAGGCUACGGUGACACUUACCGAUGCCGUCGAUGCAGAUAUUGACGCAUAUCUAGACGCGCUUGUCAGGGUGAGGGCGCUGGUUGUGGCGGCGAUCUCCGAUCGUGAGAUUCUUGGUGACUGUGCCUCUGGUACUCUCCAGAACCGUCUGACUUACAACUUGAUGAACGUCUACGGACUGACUUUCAGAGACCCUGACAUCGACGAGCUCGAUGUACGCCCCAAGCCGGUGGCUAUGGCGCCUGCAGAUCGCCUCGUCGAGAUUCUUCGGUCAGCGGUGUCUGCUCCUAGCCACAACGGCUUGAUUCCCCUUAUCGCCUCGACGUUUUCGGCCAUUCUUCGAAGCGCAGCUGUCGAUUCUGCCUUCUGGAUGUCUCUGAAGGCGUUGCCUGAUCUCGAAGAGUUGAUGGGAAUCUUGCUCCUCGAUGAACCUUCAGAUGCAAUUCGUGCAAACGUCGCCAAGCUGUUGGAAGAAAGAGUCAUCAUGCCCUACGAGUACGUGUUGCAUACUGGCGAGCAUCUACCAAGCUCUGACACGUCAAACAGGUCCAACACGAACACUAAUUCGUUCUGCACAUUCCUGUGGCCAAUUUUGCACCGACUGAUCAUCAGAGCAGCAAAAUUUCCCAAACAGUGCCAGCAGGUGUUUGACUUGUCACUUGCCCUGCUACGUGAGAUGGCAUUUGAUGAAGCUGCCGUUGUGGACAUUCCUGUUUUGGCCAGCGACUGUGGCAGGCUCCUGCUCGAGCACGAUUCUACCGAGGUAAGCAGCGCUGCUACGGACCGUUUGAAAUAA